AUGGUUCUCGACUUGUCUUUCAAUAACUUAAACGGCAGCAUACCUCCCUGCCUACUGCAAGAAAGUUAUUACCUUCAAGUUCUCAAUAUUAGGGGAAACAACAUUAACGGUGUCAUCCCUGAUACAUUUAAUUGGGAGUGUGGGCUAAAAACCUUUGAUGUUAGUGACAACAACUUAGGAGGGAAGAUUCCCAAGUCUUUGGCAAAUUGUGUAGAAUUAGCGGUGAUGAAUGUUGGAAACAACAACUUUGAUGAUAGUUUCCCUUGCAUGGCGCUGCCGGAGAGCUUGAAGGUUCUUGUGUUGCGCUCCAACAGAUUCCAUGGAGAGUUGAGAUGUGGUAAGAGUUGGCCUGAGCUUCAAAUUUUGGAUAUAUCUUCAAAUCAUUUCAGUGGCACUCUGGAUUCCCUAAACUUCUCAAGCUGGAGACGAAUGAUGCUACAAAGUCAGGCACAUUUAAGGCGUUCAGCCUCCGAUAUUUUAAGUGCAAAUGAUUUAUAUCGGGAUGAGGUGACACUAACUUUGAAAAAUGUAGAGGUGAAGCUUGUGAAGAUUUGGCCUGACUUUACAUGCAUUGAUUUGUCUUCCAAUCAUUUUGAGAAAGAAAUACCAAAUUCAAUUGGUAAUCUCACCUCACUCUAUCUUCUCAACUUAUCACACAACUCUCUCACUUAUGCAAUCCCAAGAUCAUUGGGUGCCUUGAGAGAGCUUGGGUCGCUCGACCUCUCUUCAAACAAGCUCACCGGGAGAAUACCAGAUGAGCUCACAAAACUCGAUUUCCUAUCAUUCUUGAAUCUGUCUUACAAUCAUCUCACUGGACCCAUCCCAACUGGCCGCCAGUUUCAAACGUUUUCAGAAGAUUCAUUUGAAGGAAACGCGGGGUUAUCUGGAUUCCCACUCAACGGAAGUUUCAACAACCGUCGUCCACCCGGUCCAUCGCCAUCAGAGGAUUCACAACCAAAAGAGGAGGAGAUUGAGUGGGAAUAUGUGUUUGCUGCGUCUGGUUAUGUUGUGGGAAUAGGAUGCGUCGCGUGGACACUGUUAUGUUGCAGAAGGUUGAGAGAAAGAUACUUUGAGAAGAUAGAAGAGGUUGCUGACAAGAUAUUCUUUGAGAGAGGAAGGAGAAGGAGACAUGAAAGAAGAGUAAGAAGAAGAGAAGAGAGGAAUGCAGUUAGAAGAAGGUAUCAUCAGUGA
This is a messenger RNA of Salvia splendens (bonfire salvia), 1191 nucleotides long. RefSeq names its product receptor-like protein 33. The coding region runs from base 1 to 1191 and encodes 396 amino acids. Gene Ontology annotation, molecular function: protein binding. The transcript has a single exon. The record is from RefSeq and is a predicted model, not a curated record. NCBI's taxonomy places the organism in Eukaryota, Viridiplantae, Streptophyta, Magnoliopsida, Lamiales, Lamiaceae.